AUGGCGAUCCCGCUAGGCCACAGCCGCAACGCGACGGCGGACGCCAAGAAGCUGCAGAUUGCCGACGCGCUUCGCUACCCUGUUUGUCCACGCGUCCGAGGUCGCGUACGGGUGAACGUAGGAAUGGACACGGUGGGGACGGUGUGGAAGGGGUGGGGCACGUCGCUUGCAUGGUCCGGGCGGUACAUCGGCGGACUGCCGGUGCGGCGGCGCGAGUACCUGCUGGAUCUGCUCUUCCACGCGCGCAAGGGGCUGGGGCUCACCAUCGCGCGCUACAGCAUCCCCGGGGGCUACGACCCCCGCUACAGCCCGCGCCUGGCGCAGCGGGACGUGUUCCGCGGGUACAGCAGCGCGCGCGGGCGGUACAACUGGACGGGCGACUGGCGGCAGGUGGAAGCGCUGCGCGGCGCGAAGCAGCGAGGCGUGGAGGUAUUCGACGCCGUGUGCGACUCGCCGCCCUGGUGGAUGACUAAGUCUAACGACACGGCGGGGAACGCGGACGGGCAGCCGAACAUUAAUCCGGAUUACUUUGACAGUUACGCGGAGUAUGUCGCGCGCGUGGUUUGGCACCUGCAGAACGAUCUGGGGAUUGAGUUUCGCAGCGUGUCGCCUUUUAACGAGCCGCUGGAGCCAUGGUGGGUGAAAGGCGGCGCGCGCGAGGGGUGCGCGAUGAGCGAGAGCGACAUCGUACAGGUGAUGGGGAAGCUUCGCCCACGACUGCAGCAGUACGGGCUGGGCGACGUAUUCGUCGCAGGCGUCGACAGCUGGCCGUCGCAGACCUUCCGUGCGAUGUCGCGCGUGUUCGCGCAAAACAGAGACAAGUGGGACCAGCUGAACGUCCACGGGUACCGGUCACCGGCUAGGAUGACGCAGGGGAGAGACGAGCGGCAGUUCCGCGCGAUAAGAGACGCGGCGAGACGCCUAGGCAAGCCGCUGUGGCAGACGGAGAGGGUGGCCGGGGUGUUCAAUGUAACAGCUAUACGCGAUUCAGUGACAACAUUCGUUUGGGAUAACGUGGCAGUGGGGGAUGACUACACUCCAGGCAUUAUACCCUCGUGGAAGAUCUACUGA
This is a messenger RNA of Closterium sp. NIES-65, 1071 nucleotides long. The record is from the annotation of a GenBank genome assembly. NCBI's taxonomy places the organism in Eukaryota, Viridiplantae, Streptophyta, Zygnematophyceae, Desmidiales, Closteriaceae.